CAGACUCUGCAGGCGCUGUGACGUCAUCUCAGCGCGCCUCGUUUUCAGUCGGCCCGCGUUCCCCUGGUCUCCGGUGUUUUGGAUCGGUACCUGCCCGUCGGUUCACGUCAUGUUCCCCUCCGUCUCCGCUUCCCCGCGGACCCCGGUCCGUAGGGGCCCAUUGGGCGGAGUCACGUCAGGUUCCACUCCCCGCCCGGGAGGUAGAAAGGGCUUGACCCUGGGGCCAGCCUUGAGCUCUCCAGGGCUGUUCUCCCCGGUUAGCCGCCGGAGCUCCUUGAGCGCGCGUGGAACGCCCACAAGAAUGGUACAACACCAGUCUGUCAGUGAGACUAUCAACUAUGAUGUGAAAACUUUUGGAUCUUCUCUUCCUGUUAAAGUUAUGGAAGCUCUAGCACUGGCUGAAGCUGAUGAUCAGUUGUCUGUCCAUAUAGAUGAAAGUGGAUGGGCAUGGCUGGUUUUUAAAGAAAGACUUGUUAUUUGGAGGAUUGGACAGUCACCAGUUUCUAAGUUAUCAGUUUGCAAGGAACUUCAGCUACCACCCAGUGAUUUCCAGUGGAAUGCUGAUUUGGUAGCCCUCUCCCUGCCUGCAACUUAUAAAGUCCAUUCUGUUCAGUCUGUGGCUGUAAUGGUUGCUACCAGAGAAGGAUCUGUUCGCUACUGGCCUAGCCUUGCCCAUGAAGACAGCUAUAUAGAGACUUCUGUUGACUUUGGAAGUACAGAUAAGCUUUGGAGUUUUCUAACAGCUAUACAGGGUGGUAGCUUUAUUUUGGCCUCUUCAAGGGCCCAGCUAAUUCGAUUGAUACCUGAGAAUUUGGGCAAGAUCCAUCAACGAAUCCUUCCACAGGGUCAAGGCAUGCUUUCAGGAAUUGGUCGAAGAGUUUCUUCUCUUUUAGGAAUUUUGUCUCCUAGCAAUGACCUCACACUUUCCAGCGUCUUCUGGGACAAAGAGAAGUCAACUUAUUACACCCUUACAAGUUCAACACUAAGCAAAUGGGAAAUAGAUAGUACUUCAGAAAGACAAUGCCAAAAUUGGGACAUAAAUAAAGCCCUUAAGGAAAACAUCACAGAUGCAAUUUGGGGGUCAGAAAGUAAUUAUGAAGAUAUCAAGGGAGGUGUCAAUGUUGCCUAUUUGGGAUUGAAGCAGAACUGUGAUGGACUUGUGAUUUUGGCAUCAGCCUGGCACCCAGGAGAUAAUCCAUGUCUCACGUAUUAUACUUUAAUAACAGUAGAGGAUAAUGGCUACCAACUCUCUGGGGAAGUUACUGUAGAAGUUACUCAGUAUAAUCCACCUUUUCAGUCCGAAGAACUGAUGACAUGCCGAUUAUUGGUCCCCAAUUAUUCGAACCAGGCUGCCUACCUCUAUGGUGAAAAUUCUGUCUUUGCCUGUUCCACAGGAACUGGAAGAUGUUCUUUACCUCAGGAGAAAAUUAUCUUCAGUGCCCAUGGAGAUAGUAUUUUAGGAGCUGGUUCCUGUGCUAGUGUUCCAGUUUUUUUCUCCAGAAACAGUGGACUAGUAGCAAUUGUUUCAAGGGAAAAUGUGUCAGUAUUACCAGAAGAUCUUGAAGAUUCCCUGGCAUCUUCAGUUAGUGGGCCAAAUAAUGAGAGUCCAGUUUUUGAAAACACAUCAAAAAUGGAUACCAUAGCACAAGAAGACAAGACAAGGUUGCUAAAAGCUGCUUUUCUUCAAUACUGCAGGAAAGAUUUAGUUAAUGCACAAAUCCUGGUUGAUGAACUGUUUUCAUCUCAUCCUGAUUCGGAUUCUGACAUUCAACUAGACAGAGCUGUGACCCAAAUCAGUGUUGACUUAGUGGAUGAUUACCCAGCUUCUGAUCCACGGUGGGCCGAGUCUGUUCCUGAGGAGGCACCAGGAUUCAGUAACACAUCACUUAUUAUUCUUCAUCAGCUAGAAGACAAGAUGAAAGCCCAUUGUUUCCUUAUGGAUUUUAUUCAUCAAGUUGGCCUAUUUGAGCGCCUGGGCACUUUCCCAGUAAGAGGGGUGCCUAUGACAACACGACUCUUGCUCUGUGAACAUGCUGAAAAGUUGUCAGCUGCCAUUGUUCUCAAGAACCACCAUUCUAGACUUUCUGACCUGGUGAAUACUGCUAUCCUAAAUGCUUUAAACAAAAGAGAAUGUGAUGUCCCACCAAGUCUUACUCCUGCAGAUGUGUUUUUUAGAGAGGUAUCUCAGAUAGAUACCAUCUUUGAAUGUUUAUUAGAACAAGAAGAACAAGUCUUGAAAGAUACCCCAAUGGAAUCUGUUGAAUGGGCUCAGGUGGUGCUCAAUGUGAACAGUAUCCUGAAGGAUAUGCUACAAGCAGCCAAUCAGUAUCGCCAAAGUAGAAACUCCUUAUAUAGAACAGAAGAACUCGUAGAAAAAGAACCUGAAUAUAUUCCUUGGACAGCAACCAAUGGGCCUGCUGGCAUAAGAACUGCAAUACUGCGGCAACAUGGAAUUGUUCUGAAGGUGGUUUAUCCUCAAGUAGAUACCAACCUGCGAAACAUCCUUACUGAGCAGCUUGUAACACUGAUUGACUCUUAUCUGGAUAGUUAUGUUUCCCAGCUUAAAUCUGUGGACAAACCCAGUGAUCAAGAAAGAUAUAACAAUCUGGAAAUGGAGUACAUUCAGAAAAGAGCAGAUAUCUUGUCUCCUCUUCUUUCUCUUGGACAGCACCAGUGGGCUGCUUCUUUGGCAGAGAAAUACUGUGACUUUGAUAUCUUGGUUCAAAUGUGUGAACAAACUGACAACCAGACCAGACUUCAACGUUACAUGACUCAGUUUGCUGAUCAGAAUUUUUCAGAUUUCCUUUUCCGUUGGUAUUUGGAGAAAGGAAAGCGUGGCAAACUAUUAUCGCAACCCAUUUCCCAGCAUGGACAGCUAACAAAUUUCUUGCAGGCCCAUGAGCACCUCAGCUGGUUACAUGAAAUCAAUAGCCAGGACUUUGAAAAGGCUCAUACAACACUUCUGGGUUUGGCAAAUAUGGAGACUCGUUACUUUGCAAAAAAGAAAACACUUCUUGGCCUGAGUAAAUUAGCUGCAUUAGCUUCAGAUUUUUCAGAGGAUUUACUUCAAAGAAAAGUUGAAGAAAUGACUGACCAAGAACACUUUCUACUACAUCAGGAGACCCUACCUGAGCAGCUACUAGCUGAAAAACAGUUUAAUCUCAGUACAAUGCCAGUAUUGACUGCACCACAGCUGAUCAAUCUGUACAUAUCUGAGGAAAACAGAAGAGCUAAUGAAUAUGACUUCAAAAAAGCUCUGGACUUGCUAGAAUAUAUUAAUGAGGAGGAAGAUGCAAACAUAAAUGACCUGAAACUUGAAAUUCUUUGCAAAGCACUUCAAAGAGACAAUUGGUCCAGUUCAGAUGGUAAAGAUGAUCCAAUUGAAGUAUCUAAAGACAGUAUCUUUGUGAAAAUCUUAGAGAAACUUUUAAAAGAGGGUAUUCAGCUCAGUGAAUAUUUACCAGAGGUGAAAGACUUACUACAAGCAGAAGAACUAGGAAGCUUAAAGAAUAAUCCUUAUUUUGAAUUUGUCUUGAAAGCAAAUUAUGAACAUUAUGUACAGGGACAAGUAUAAUUUCUUUUUCAAAGGCAUUAAAUGUUUCUAGUGAAUUGCAUCAGUGUAUAUAUUUGGAAUUUUUUGGUGUUGUAUUAAAAAUAUUUAAAAGUUUGUGACUAAA
This is a messenger RNA of Monodelphis domestica (gray short-tailed opossum), 3677 nucleotides long. RefSeq names its product nucleoporin 133 (gene NUP133). Lineage: Eukaryota; Metazoa; Chordata; Mammalia; Didelphimorphia; Didelphidae. Gene Ontology annotation, molecular function: protein binding; structural constituent of nuclear pore. Gene Ontology annotation, biological process: protein import into nucleus; poly(A)+ mRNA export from nucleus; transcription-dependent tethering of RNA polymerase II gene DNA at nuclear periphery. The record is from RefSeq and is a predicted model, not a curated record. Gene Ontology annotation, cellular component: nuclear pore outer ring.